This is a messenger RNA of Aaosphaeria arxii CBS 175.79, 2166 nucleotides long. RefSeq names its product phosphatidate cytidylyltransferase 1. Gene Ontology annotation, molecular function: phosphatidate cytidylyltransferase activity. The record is from RefSeq and is a predicted model, not a curated record. NCBI's taxonomy places the organism in Eukaryota, Fungi, Ascomycota, Dothideomycetes, Pleosporales. Gene Ontology annotation, cellular component: endoplasmic reticulum membrane. The transcript has 4 exons. Bases 353 to 1729 code for a protein of 458 amino acids.
GGGCAGGACAGGGACGAACAUUACAGCUACCUCCUACCUAAUCAACUAUUACCACCACCAAACGUCCAACUCCCCCUCUUCCUCAUCCUCCUCCCCUCAUCUAUCCUCCCCCUCACCACUCCUACAAUACAACAACCCCCUUAAGCUCCUUCUAUUCUGUCGCCGUUUCUUCACAUCGUCAAUCUCCACUUGCGCGCGUCACUGACCCUCAUCCUUCGAUCCCCCUUGACGUCCGAAUCCGCCGCGCGUUGUCCGCAUCAACCCUCCAUCUUUGACAGCGCAUCACAGCACCCUCAUCACCACCUUUCGCACUCGCACUUGCUUCCUACAUACGAACACACGCACAUAGAUCAUGCCUCGACCAAACAAAGACGUCAAAUUUCGGCAUAGGGGUGGCGCCGGCACCAACGGAAAGCCUCGUAGGCCAAGCACCAGCAUGUCUGAGAUCAGCGAGAAUGCUUCAGAGCCUGGCAGUCCUACCCGCAACGGCGCAGUAGAGGAACCUCCGGCGCCUUCGCAACCCCCACCGCAGACAGAGUAUGAGAAGAAAAAGGCCAACUUCAUCACCCGCACGGUGUGGACCCUCCUCAUGAUUGCUGGUUUCUUCUGGCUGUUAUUCGCCGGGCACAUCUACAUCAUCAUUAUCAUUACCGCCGUUCAAAUAAUAUCUUUCAAGGAAGUAAUCGCAAUUUCCAAUGUUCCUAGCCGAGCUCGGAGUCUCCGCUUCACAAAAUCCCUGAAUUGGUACUUCCUAGGCACCACCAUGUACUUCCUCUACGGCGAGAGCGUUAUUUACUACUUCAAACAUAUUCUACUGGUCGAUAGGAUUCUUCUUCCACUCACGACUCACCAUAGAUUCAUCAGUUUCAUGCUGUACAUAAUCGGAUUCAUCUUCUUCGUUAGCUCUCUCCAGAAGGGUCACUAUAAAUUCCAAUUCACCCAGUUCGCCUGGACCCACAUGGCACUGUUCCUCAUCGUUGGCCAGGCUCACUUCGUCAUUAACAACAUUUUCGAGGGAAUGAUUUGGUUCUUCCUACCCGUUGCCAUGGUCAUUACAAACGACAUCUUCGCAUACCUCUGUGGAAUCACCUUUGGCCGUACGCCUCUGAUCAAGAUCUCCCCCAAGAAGACAUGGGAGGGUUUCCUCGGUGCCUGGUUCUUCACCAUCAUCUUCGGCGUAGGUAUCACGCAUGUCAUGAUUCGCUACAAGUACUUUAUCUGCCCUGUCAACGAUCUCGGUGCCAACCUCUGGUCUGGUUUGGAGUGCCAAAUCAACCCCGUCUUCAUCCCGCAAACCUACUCACUACCCGUGGCCCUCCCGGAGUGGACACAUCUUCCUACCCAACUCACGAUUACCCCGGUUCAGUUCCACGUUCUCGUACUCGCUACUUUCGCCUCAUUGGUUGCUCCCUUCGGUGGAUUCUUUGCCUCCGGUCUCAAGCGUACCUUCAAGAUCAAGGAUUUCGGCGACUCCAUUCCUGGCCAUGGUGGCAUGACUGACCGCAUGGAUUGCCAAUUCAUCAUGGGAUCCAUUGCUUUCAUGUAUUACUCCAGCUUUAUUGCCAUCCACAAGACUAGCGUCGGUGGGGUCAUUGAAUCUGCCAUUACUGGAUUGACCCUCGAGGAACAAAUGGAGGUCGUCCAGAUCUUAAGCAAACACCUAGUCAACCAAGAAAUCAUCCCACCUCAAGUCCUUGACUACCUCUCCACCCAACUGAAGAGGAGAUGAUGACGAUCUUAAAAGUGUUAUGUAGCAUAUUGGGUCCACAUGACGGUUUUCGAUUCUUGUAGCGCACCACAGCGGCGGCGUUCCGCUAUUACUUGGGAUCAAGUAUAAUGCAUGUCGUCUCCUUGGCCGGCCUUUUCCUUUACAACCGGACGCUCGUGUCAGUGUAUAUACCCUACACUCCUCUCUUUUGCUAGAGAACCAUUUUUUAUGUAAUAUGUCUUCUUAUGCCGGAACUAGACCCUGGGUCAGUCGAGGCCGCGUACUAGUCUUGCGACUUUUUCCUUUCUGGCUUUCAUAUAAUUUUAUUUUCUUUUUCGGGUUCAACGACCGAACAGGUCUAGGGGAAAAGGCCAAUUGGGGUCAUCCAAAAUUAUCUUGUCAGCUAUAGUUCAAGAUUAUGAGUAGUCGCUAAAUAGUAAUCCAAAUUAUCCGUCAUG